AUGGCAAAAGCCAUGAAGGCAAUGAAGGCCAGCAAAAGACCUGCGGCGAUGAAGAAGGUAGCCAUGAAGAAGCUCAAGUCCAAGGCCGUCGCGAGUAAGAGUCCAGUUUCAACUGGCAUUGGCAACUUCAAGAUCCGGAUCGGGAUCAUUCAUGGCAAGGUGUUCGACCCCAUCAGGGUCGGCACGCAAGAUCGGAAUUAUCCAGAGCACCUGAAAAUCAAGAACAACACGGGCCCCAAUGCAGAUGGCUGGGGUGGCCAGUUCAUGGCCGACGUGUCGACAGGUCUGAAGAUCAUGCGAUUGCAUCCCGACAUCUUCCACGUGGACUUCAUGACCAUGGAGCAGGUGACGGAGAAGCGACUCUCCAGAAAUCACCUGACCUUUAACUUCUGGGGUGACAUGAGCAUUGCCCUGAUGAAUGAAAAGCCAAAGCUGGCGCGGAGGUUGCAAAAGAUCCAGAAAAAUGCGAACUUUCGGCACCACCCUGUGUGGGACUACUACGAGUGGAUUCUGCACAAGUCGCGCUACAUGAAAGCAUGCGAACGCGCGGGGAUCCCCAUGAUUGACACCAUCCACUUGGAGAAGGGCUUCAAUGCUCGGGAGGUCCUGAAGAAGAUUGUUGCCAAGGGAUGGGACAAAUUCUUCGUGAAGCCGGCCUACAUGAGCUUCUUUGGUGCUGGCGUGAUCAACGGAAAGACACAAGACUUCAUUGACAACAUCGAGCCCCUCCUCCAGUACGAAGCGGAGAACAAGCAUCAGAAGGAGUUCCUUGUGCAGCCCUACAUGCUGAAGCCCAACGGCAACGUCUUCGACGAGAUCCGAAACUUUUUCAUCGACGGUGAGUGGGCCUACUCCGUUUACACCGAUGGCGUGGACUACGAAGGUUUCUGGGAGCAACCUGCGGGCAAGCUCAAAGAAGCCUGCAAGAAGUUGGCCAUUCAGACAUAUGAGGAAGUCAAGAAAGUCCACAAGUGGGAGGGCAAGCGUAUCGACUCCUUGCUCAACCGAAUCGAUAUCGGCAUCAUCCCAGACAAGUCCAAGAAGCUGGGGUACAAGAUUUUCGUCAAUGAGAUCGAGCCUCAGAUGACCACGUGGUUGGGCAGAUAUUGCCCUUUCGUGAUCCAGGACAAGGUUGCUGAGGUCUGUGUCAAGCAGGCCAGCGAGAUGUUGAAGCGCAGCCUGGCCGCCAAGCGCAAGAUGCCAUCUCCACAGAAGGUCAAAAAGCUCUUGGCUAUCCUCGAUGAGCGUCUGAAGGCUUAG
Messenger RNA from Symbiodinium pilosum, 1260 nucleotides. The record is from the annotation of a GenBank genome assembly. NCBI's taxonomy places the organism in Eukaryota, Dinophyceae, Suessiales, Symbiodiniaceae.